Molecule: messenger RNA, 2816 nt
Organism: Argiope bruennichi
Lineage: Eukaryota; Metazoa; Arthropoda; Arachnida; Araneae; Araneidae
Product: E3 ubiquitin-protein ligase AMFR-like
Exons: 15
Coding region: 157-2022 (621 amino acids)
Biological process (GO): protein K48-linked ubiquitination; ubiquitin-dependent protein catabolic process; endoplasmic reticulum unfolded protein response
Cellular component (GO): endoplasmic reticulum; ubiquitin ligase complex; cytosol
Molecular function (GO): ubiquitin protein ligase activity; ubiquitin binding
Source: RefSeq, a predicted model, not a curated record
UGCAGAUGGCGAUCAUCCGAGAAGAAAGUUCCGUUUCUGCAUCAUUCGCCGGUUGAUCACCGAACGGACGAGUGUGCCAUGUCCACUUGCUAAUUGACGUUUUACCUGUGUUGUGGUCUUUUUCUUCUAAAUGGCGUGACAACAUUUCCGAUAACCAUGCCGGCCGUUUUCUUGGACAGGUUACCGCUUCCCAGCCUUCAGGCUUACACUGUGGGCAGUGUAUUGCUGCUAGCCUGCUCGGUGCAUUAUGCUAUUCAGAUGACUUCUCAAAUUGGAUUAAAUUUGAAUGGAACCGAGCCCACAUUCGGAGGCAACGAGGUUCUUAUGUACAGAAAUGCAACUUCAGGAAUAACCCAAGACACUUUGUCUUUCUUUGAUGUGUUGUUUGACCGUGUGUGUAUUAAACGUAUCGUUGAAGUGUUGUACUUCAUGCUUCAAGAACCUAUGUGUAUAUGGACUUUGAUUAACAUCACGUACUGUGUCUUUAUUCUCAUUGGCAAAAUAAUCCAGAAACUUGUGUUUGGCGAUUUAAGAGUGUCUGAACAGCAGCACAUAAAGGAUAAAUUCUGGAACUUCGUCUUCUACAAGUUUAUUUUUAUAUUCGGUGUCAUGAAUGUGCAAUUCAUGGAUGAAGUGGUGCUAUGGUGCAGCUGGUUUUCCAUCCUAGGCUUUCUCCAUCUCCUCGCCCAGCUAUGCAAGGACCGCUGUGAAUAUUUGUCUUUCUCCCCCGCCACUCCAAAGUGGACCCACUGUAGAGUCUUCACACUGUUAAUCGGCAUCCUGGUCAUUUCAUUCAGCUUGUUCGGAAUCUGUGCUGUUGUCGGGUACCACGUUGGAAUUAACACAUUUGCCUUUAUGGCGGCAGAGUGUCUGCUUGUGUUUGUAAGAACUCUGUAUGUAAUUACCAGGUACGUUAUAUAUUUAUUAGAUGCAUCUCAAGAAGGGGCUUGGGAGAAAAGAGCUUCAUAUGUGUAUUAUACAGAGUUGGGCUUUGAGCUCCUAGCUUUAAUCAUCGAUUUUCUUCAUCAUUUGCACAUGUUGGUAUGGGCAAACAUUUUCUUAUCGAUGGCUACACUUGUUAUUGCAAUGCAGCUUCGAUGUCUAUUUUAUGAAAUUAAACAUCGUGUGAAAAAAUACAAGAAUUAUUUGAAAAUAGUUAAACACAUGGAAUGCAACUAUCCAAUGGCUUCAGCUGAUGAAUUAGAUAAAAACAAUGAUGACUGUGCCAUAUGCUGGGACCAUUUGGAUUUUGCAAGAAAAUUACCAUGUGGCCAUUUAUUUCAUAAUUCUUGUCUUCGUUCAUGGCUAGAGCAAGACACUUCAUGCCCCACUUGCCGCAAAGCAUUGAGUGACAGCAUGGAAAAAGAAGCAAAUAUAGCCAAUUAUGAUCAUAGUGAUAUUUUAGAUAGAGAAGCUGGUGAUCAUAACAGCAAUUCCAGAAAUCAAUACUUUCAGUUUGAAGGAUCUCGUUAUGUUAGCUGGCUACCUAGCUUUUUCGGAGUUCCUCACCCUAAUGACGCAGAAGAGAGCAAUUUGUCACCAGAGCAGAUUGCCGAGUUUGAAAGCAUGGCUCGUCAAGUCCAACAAAUGUUCCCUAACAUGCCCUUUAGCUGUAUAAUGGAAGAUCUUCGAUCAACAAAAUCUGUUGAAGUAACUGUGGAAAACAUUCUAGAUGGAAAACUAGUCGCUCCUCCGUCUACAUUUCCAGGAAGUUAUCUUCAAACAAUGCAAGAAGCUAACAUGCAAGCUUUGGAUAGCAGUCAAGCUUCCAUGCUGAUGGGAAAGCGAGAAGCCUGCAGAGGUCAGUUUAAUUAUAUUGACGAUGCAGUAUUUCCUCCGGAUAGUUACGAUGUGGAAGAAUUGGACAGAUUUCCAGACCUGAUGCGGAUGCAUAUUGCAUCACCUCUUGGAUGCCGCUUCUCAAAGUCACCCCGAGAAAGAGAACGCAUCUUAGCCAAAAGAAAGGAAGAUUUGCUAAAACAAGCUAGAAGAAAGUACCUAACAACAAAAGCUCACGAUUAAGCAUGAUCAUCGAGUGCCAGCUAUUGAGAAGUCUAAUAUGAAGCCAAGAUUUGUUUGUCUUUAAUUUCUCAUACUCAUGUGUGUUAUAAUCAUUUGUAUUUCAUCUUUAAAAAUCAACCUGACUCAAAGCUUAUUUUAGCUUUAGAUUAACACUUUUGAUUUGUUUUUCAAGUAGCAUUUCUACUUGAAAGUUGUGAACUGAAUACCAGUUAAAAUUAGAACUCAUCCGUAUCAUUUUUUUUCCACAAAUACUUGUUUUUUCUCAUCUGAAUCAGUCACCUCAUCGGCUUGUUCUCCUUUAUUUUCAUACAUCUGUAUACAAAAUUAGUCAUAUUUGUGUUCAAAAUACAAGAACUAUGUUACUGAAUAAAUAAAAUAUUUCUUGUUUUAAUUAUGUAAAAUGACUUGCAAAUAAAGGCUAAAUUUAGUUUGGUGUUUGACCUAACAAUAAUGGGCUGUAAUAUAUUGCUUUUGGGAAAAAUAUAUAUUGAGAUUAAAGCAUUGUCAACAUGCAUAAGAGAAUUAUUUCUUUAAGAUGCCAGCAUAUUGUGUUGAUAUAAUUCUAUAUAAAAGUAUAUUUCAUUAUGUAUUUGUAAAGUUUAUUUCAUUUUCAUUGCGUAUUUGACUCGACAUCAGUGGCUGUUUUGGUGAUGCAUGAAAAUUUCCUGCAGCUAGAUUUUGCUUUUGAUUCUGUCAUCAAGAAGUUUUCAUGUGUAUUAAAUUGAAUCGAAUAUUUAUUUUAAAAGCUAUUCAUUUGUGAAGUGUCAAUAAAAAUAAUCUUCUUAAAUGGUUAA